CGCUUACUGACUGCUCGCUUUUGAUGAUAUACUGAAAUAUAUGGAACACCAGAUAUAAUAAUUUCAUCGGAUAAGUAUUGUUCAAUUAUAAUGUUUAUAGAGUGAAAUCAGCGAUAAUCAUACCGGCAAUCUUUUUGCAGAUCGCGAAGAAGGAAUAUUUACCGCGUAAGUAUUUAUCGUCCGCGGAAAUCCUCGACUCACGACGAAUUCAUUUAUGAUUCUCGUCGAAGUUCUUAUCGAAGACGGAUGUCGCGUUUCCUUACGUGAGUACUGGGCUGGGUUACAUAGCGUUAAACUAGUCAUUUCGGUGAAGUCAACCAUCAUACUGGCCACUAGACUACCGAGGAAAAUACUACAUAAUAUUACUCAACGAAAAGAGUAUCAAUAUGUGCAAAGCGAAGAGUCUAUAGAAGGAAAAACGUAAAGGAAUAUAAGUCUUCAGUAAUAGGCUGGGAUAAACAGCGUUAAACUAGUCAUUUCGUUUAAGUCGACCAUCAUACUGGCCACUAGACUACCGAGGAAAGUACUACAUAACAAGUGCAAAGAAAGUACUACAUAACAUAACAAGUGGAAAGUACUACUUAACGAAAAAAUAUCAAUACGUGCACAGCGAAGGCACCUUACAGAAAUAAAAAGAGAAGAUAAAUCUUCAGUAAUGGAGGGAGAAGUACAACAAGUGGAUUAUCGCCAACUUUAUCGGCAAUCUUCGAUAGAGAUUCCUUUGAGGCCUUCAAUUUCCUUCGAUUCUGAAUCCGAUGAAGACGAUUCAGUGCCUAGAAUUGUUGGCGUACUUCCUAAGCAAACAAAAAAUGUCACCACGGACGAUUUUAAUAAAAAGGAAACAGUUAACCGCGAGUGCAUCGAUAACGUGCCGAAAAAUUGCGGUGGCGAAAACGCAUCGACUAAGGUUGACGAAACGACUGGAAAUAGUUUAGGUCUGGUAAACAUGGCGUCCCCGCGUCCGAAAUCUCCUCGUCCACCAAUUUCGGCGAAAAAGGACGAGAAGGAGGCAGGAUUUUGGGACAAAAUCGGUACCUUGGGACGUAAGAAACGAAUAAAGGAAGUUCAAGAGGUUCAAGAAGAGGGUAAAUAUGCGAUCGACUCGCCUGGAUAUGCUGCCAAUUUGGACAUGCCACCUGAAGAAUACGCUUUGGAUGAGAACGAGGAAAGGUCCAUGAUAGAACCAAGAUCUUUAGAGGAUCCAAAGUUACAGGAACUCCUCUUCGUUCUGAUAGAAUGGAUCAAUGAUGAAUUAGCCAAUCAAAGAAUCAUUGUAAAAGACAUUGCAGAAGACUUAUAUGAUGGUCAGAUUCUACAAAAAUUAUUAGAGAAAUUAACGGGUGAAAAAUUGGAUGUACCUGAAGUGACGCAGUCAGAAGAGGGACAAAAGCAAAAAUUGGCAGUGGUACUCUCGGCUGCUAAUCGAGUCUUGGGUCGUUACCCCCCUUAUAAAUGGAGUGUCGAGUCGAUUCACUCCAAGAAUAUUGUUGCGAUUUUGCAUCUCCUCGUUGGCUUGGCUCGUCAGUUCCGGGCCCCUGUCAGACUCCCUGAAAGAGUCGCAGUACAGGUUGUGGUGGUCUGGAAAAAGGAUGGUCAACUGAAUCACAGAACUAUCAGAGAAGAGAUUACAUCAACGUAUGAUGAUCUUGGAAUGCGAUGUGAACGAGAUGCCUUUGAUACACUCUUCGAUCAUCCCCCUGAAAAAUUGGCUGUCGUCAAAAAAUCAUUGAUUAAUUUUGUGAACAAACACCUGAGUAAGGUGCAUUUGGAAGUGACAGAUCUGGACUCACAAUUUCAUGAUGGUGUGUUCCUGACCCUUCUUCUGGGAUUGCUCGAAGGUUUCUUUGUUCCUUUGGGCAGUUUUCAUUUGACGCCGAAGACCCACGAUCAGAUGGUCCACAAUGUCUCCUUUGCUUUCGAUCUCAUGCAAGAUGUUGGCUUACCUAAACCAAAAGCCAGACCUGAAGAUAUUGUCAAUUUGGAUCUGAAGUCAACAUUGCGAGUAUUGUAUAAUCUUUUCACCAAGUACAAGGAAAUCAAUUAAUUUUGUCAAUGAAUCCUGUACAUUCUGGGUUUCGAAGAAGAAUGACGUUUCCAUUGACGCUACAGUUUUCACUUACUUUGAUGUAUGUUUUAUAUACAUCGAUGAAUGUGACUGGAUAAUCCCAGCAGCUAAUACUUUUAAUGAAAGUAUAAUAACUGUCACAGAGCGCGAUAUAUAUUUAUUACAAAAGCUGUGCUAUAUAAUGGUAUAUAGUUGGGAGGAAAUUUGUCACAUGAUGACGCGUCGAGGUGUCAUCAUUUUGCCAAUCUACUGCCAUUUAUUGUAGACUUACGAACUACAAUAUGCUUUACAACGUGUUAAUUCAACAACAUCGCGCAAAUAUUACAUUACUAGGUUUACUAGUCACUGACACAAUGUUUUUUUAGAAAACAAGAGCAACCGAAAACGCUGAUUUUAUAACUGUUCGUACUUCUACAAUUGAUUGUUAUUAAUUAUUAUAUUUUUAAUGGUACUAACCAAAGAGUACAUCUCAUUUACAAUAAGUUAUACUGAGUUCGUUAUUAAAAAUCGCAGGGAACGUGCCAGUCUCUGAUUAAAGGAGGACUAGGGGAAAUGUAAAAGGUCCCGACUUCCUUUUAAUUAAUUUAUAAAACAUUUUACCAUUGUGUUAAAUUAUAUUUUUAUCGCUUUCCACCGAGUGUAGUCUUCCUUUUAAUGGCCCGCAGUAGAGACCGAAAAACGCCCCGUUACUAUUUAUGCAACACAAUGACUUAACAUUCACCGUAGUCGAGUGCCUUCUUAUCUAGUACGUUAAUCACGGCAUAAAUUUAUUUUUAAACUUUUUAUUAGGAAUAUUUACACGUCUAGUUGUUAUAUUAAUAUUUAUACUGAAUGUACAAAUAGGCAACCAAUUGCGUCCUGUUGCUUACUCACAUUUCUACUACUGAAGAGUUUAAUAAACUAUUAUGCAUAAAAUAUGAAA
Messenger RNA from Orussus abietinus, 2987 nucleotides. It is a transcript of the gene parvin, whose product is annotated as beta-parvin. The coding region runs from base 656 to 2044 and encodes 462 amino acids. The transcript is spliced from 7 exons. The record is from RefSeq and is a predicted model, not a curated record. Lineage: Eukaryota; Metazoa; Arthropoda; Insecta; Hymenoptera; Orussidae. Gene Ontology annotation, biological process: substrate adhesion-dependent cell spreading; actin cytoskeleton organization; cell projection assembly. Gene Ontology annotation, molecular function: actin binding. Gene Ontology annotation, cellular component: focal adhesion; cytoplasm; actin cytoskeleton.